Molecule: messenger RNA, 1014 nt
Organism: Argiope bruennichi
Lineage: Eukaryota; Metazoa; Arthropoda; Arachnida; Araneae; Araneidae
Product: zinc finger protein with KRAB and SCAN domains 8-like
Exons: 1
Coding region: 1-1014 (337 amino acids)
Source: RefSeq, a predicted model, not a curated record
AUGGUUCGAUAUUUGUGUCAAUCAUGCAAUAGAACAUAUAUUUACGGUGAGAUUCACCAUUGCAAAUUUUACAAGAACAAUGGCUAUGUGUUUUUACCACGAAGAUCAGAAGAAUCAGAAGAGCUGAAUAAAAAGAAUGGUGACCGAAAGGGCACAUUUAAGGAAAGAAAGGAUGAUAAUAAUGAGACUCUAUAUCAAGAAGCUCGACAAUAUGAUAGUGAAAAAACUACACUAAUGAAUUCAUCUAUAAAUGAAAAUAAUGAUAAAGUUUUCUUUCUGCCUGUCUCAAAUAGAAAACGAAAAAUGAAGAUUUCUACUGAGACAACCUCGCACCAUGCACAAAUUAGAAAUCUGCCUGGUACACCAAUAUUGGACGUUCAAGCGAAUAAUGAAAAUGCAUCAGUAAAUGUUUUACCGGAAAAUAUUGAAAAUUCCUCCAAUUCUGAAAGAGGCUCUAAGUCGGCUUGCACGAAAACAACAGAUAACACCGGAUCUCUCCAUGAGCAAAACAAAGGUGGAUCAAAUCAUUCAAAUUCAACCUCCGGGAAAGCUAGCGAAGAAUGCCGAAUGUCUCUUGAAGAGAUCAAAUGGCAAUCUCUUAAUAAUGAUAAAGAUUUGUUUAUGGAUUCCCUGGAAUGUGUUAUUAAAAGCGCUCUUUUUGAAAAUAAAAAUAUUUCUGUGAGUAAGAAUUUUUCUAUGAAUUCUGAUUUUUCGCCAGGAAAUAAUAAACGGAAAGAUGUCAAGUUUGAAAUUUCAUGGGAUCUAAAAAACGAGCUUAUUUCACCUGAAGUUACUUCCGAAGAUUCCAGUAACAGUGACGAAAGGACUGAAAACGAGAAAGAAGUUUUGUGUUCCAGGAAAGACGGCAAUCUGGUAGCUGGACCUUCAAGAAUACGUCCCCAUAAGAAAAAUUUCAUCUGCGAUAAUUGUACUAAAGAGUUUAAAUUUAAAAAUUGGCUUACAAAUCAUUAUCGAAAACAUACUGGAGAAAAACCAUUACAGUGCAGAAUUUGA